This is a messenger RNA of Rubroshorea leprosula, 869 nucleotides long. The record is from the annotation of a GenBank genome assembly. Lineage: Eukaryota; Viridiplantae; Streptophyta; Magnoliopsida; Malvales; Dipterocarpaceae.
GUUAACUCAAACCCAAAUUACUAUAAGUCUAAAUAAAUAACCUAGAAUCAAGUUAAAUUCAAAGAUUUGUCCGACAAGAAAACAAAUCUAUUUGACCAUCUUUCUAUUAUUUUGCUUUGUACUUCAAAAUCCCAGCACAUCCCCAAAAUAGGUAAGAGUACAACAUCAAAUCUGCCACAUCCCUUGAUUUUAGGCGAAAAUAACGCAAUCCAACAUGUUCAACACACGUUUCCCGUUUGCCCACCUUGGACAGCCACCAACAACCACCAUUGCAACUCGUAUUCCAGUCCCCAGGGAUGGAACUAGGAAAAGCGACCUCUUUUUUCUUACACCCUAAUUUUAGUUUUUUUUCCUUUCUUUUUCUUUUCGUACGGAUUUAGGAUAGUUUCUUAAGCCUUAUUUGGCAUAGUAAUUUGAAAGUAAUGAUUAGUAGUCUUGUCUAAAUUAUUAAGGAUAGAUGUUUGAUGAAUUUGUUUAUUUUGAAACAGUUAGAAAUAAGGUAUUUAGUGAAAAUUUUUGGUUUGGAAUUGGCAAAGAAGGCAAAUCAGCCCCUGUAUUGGGUAAAAUGUGGCAAAUUAGCCCUUCAACUAAAAACAAACGCAAAUUAACCUUUCCACUUGUUGUAUGGUUGCAAAUAAGUCUUUUUCGUAUGGCUUACCUUAGACAAUCGUUAAUUUAUAACGGAAAGGUUCUUCUGAUGGGGUCCAUUGCUUACACGACAAUGAGGUGGCCAUUUUUAUCCCACAUCAACUUUGAGUUGGCACCAAAUUGGUAAUUUACAUUAGGGUUUUUCCCUUAUGGUAUAUUUAUUGUAUAUUUUCAUUACUAACUUAUAUAAAACAUUACAAAAAUAAAUUUUAUUUUCAAUA